Molecule: messenger RNA, 4263 nt
Organism: Sinocyclocheilus grahami
Lineage: Eukaryota; Metazoa; Chordata; Actinopteri; Cypriniformes; Cyprinidae
Product: serine/threonine-protein phosphatase 4 regulatory subunit 1-like
Exons: 20
Coding region: 218-3031 (937 amino acids)
Biological process (GO): protein dephosphorylation
Cellular component (GO): cytoplasm
Molecular function (GO): protein phosphatase regulator activity; protein binding
Source: RefSeq, a predicted model, not a curated record
UAGAGUAGUCACGUGAUCGACAUUGUCUUAUUUUUUUCUCAUCGAGCGUUCGGUUGAGCGAUACGAUUAUUUGCGAUAUUUUGACGCGUAAAAGUGUUUUGUUUCGAUGAGUUUGUUUUUUUUUUUUAAGUAUUUGAUAUUCAUGUAGAUGCCGGCAUUGAAAUUAGAGCAGGAAAUAUUUUGAGGAAGUGGAGUGACAGCCCCGCUGUUAAUCAAGAUGGCAGGUCUGUCUUUGUAUUUUGAAGAUGGUCAUGAUGAUUUGGAUGACUUUGGAUUCGAUGACUAUGGUUCAGAGUGUGAUGGGAUUCGGAUAACAGCAUUCCUGGAUGCAGGCCAGGAUAAUCUCACCCCUCUGGGCCGGCUGGAGAAAUAUGCUUUCAGUGAAAACGUCUUCAACAGGCAAAUUGUGGCUCGUGGAUUGCUGGAUGUGCUCCGGGAGUUCAGUGAUAAUGAAAAUGACUUCAUCAGCGUCAUGGAAACGGUUGCCAGGAUGUCUGAGGAUGGAGAACCGACAGUGCGAGCAGAGCUGAUGGAACAGGUACCAAACAUUGCCAUGUUCCUCCAUGAAAAUCGGCCCAAUUUCCCGGAAGCCUUCUCGCGGUAUCUGGUGCCCAUUGUGGUCCGGUAUCUCACAGACCCUAAUAACCAGGUGCGAAAGACGAGCCAGGCCGCUUUACUGGUGCUACUUGAACAGGGUCUGAUGAGUAAGGCAGAUAUGGAGGGAAGGGUCUGCCCUGUGCUUCUGGAGCUUACUGAACCCAGCAGUGACGAUGACUACAAGAUCGAAGCAGUUGCGAUCAUGUGUAAGCUGGUGACCAUGUUGACUAAAGACACGGUGGAACACCUUUUAUUGCUGCGCUUUUGUGAACUCUGCAGUGACGUCAGACUAUUUCAAGUCCGCAAGGUUUGUGCUGCAAACUUUGGAGAGUUCUGUUCUAUUGUUGGCCAGGAAGCCACAGAGAAACUUCUGAUGCCAAAGUUUUUCGACCUGUGCUCAGACAGUCUGUGGGGUAUUCGGAAAGCCUGUGCCGAGUGCUUCAUGGUUGUUUCAAACUGCACUUCUCCGGAGGUGCGGCGUACUAAAUUGUCCCCCUUGUUCAUCAACCUCAUUAGUGAUCAGUCACGUUGGGUACGCCAGGCUGCGUUCCAGUCUCUAGGUCGUUUUAUCUCCACGUUUGCCAACCCUUCAAUCACAGGACUGAAUUUCUGUGAGGAUGGAACCCUCCACGAGAUACCGAAAAUCUCCUCAGAGCGCCACAGACACAAAGUGACCACCAGCAACUCCAGUAACAGCCGCAAUUCCUUCAUUGAUGGUUCUCCAGACAGUCUCAUUCAGCCCCGUUCAGAGCAGCUACAAUCCACUUCAGAUCUGACGGGCCCACCAUCACAUCAUCCAGAAGGCAAUUCCUCUACCCAGCCCAAAGAAGAUGGCAUCAGCCUGGGCCAACCUAAACACUCAGCCCCUUUGUCCCGCCAGCAGAUGGACGACUGCACAGUGUUCAACUCCUUCAACUUCUGGAGAUCCCCACUACCUGACAUCACCCAAGACCUGCAGCUACUACAAGAAGAGGAAAGAGAUGAGGUGAUAGAGAAACAAGAUGAGACCAUGAGGGACACAGAAGGUGAGGGGAAGGAAGACGUGCCAAGUUUAGAUGCACAAGGCCCAGCCACCAGCUCCCAGAUCCAGAAGGUUUUGGACUGUCUUCAGCCCCACCUGGAUGAUCCUGAUGUGCAAGCUCAAGUGAAGGUGUUGUCCGCUGCGCUGAAAGCUGCCCAACUAGAGAGUCAGAGAGAAGAUGCAGAUGAGUCUGUGUCAGAGAGUAAUGGUUCCACAGGCUCCCCGACAUCUGAUGAGCUCAGUGCCAUGAGUGAACUCUCACUGACGGACGCACAGAUCUCAGACUCACCCUCCAGUUCACCAGUGCUGGUAGACGACUCUGAACACAGCAGUGAGGAGUCAGACCUAAUAGAAAAUGUGGAAGAGGACAAAGAUUCAGACACAGCUAAAACAUGUGAUGAGGAGAAAUCUAAAGUACAGAAUGUAAUUCCACAGCAGCUGCUGGAUCAGUAUCUGUCCAUGACAGACCCCGCUCGAGCUCAGACCGUAGACACUGAGAUCGCUAAACACUGUGCAUUCAGCUUGCCAGGUGUCGCCCUAACGCUGGGCAGACAGAACUGGCACUGCCUCAAAGACACAUAUGAGACCCUUGCUACAGACGUACAGUGGAAGGUGCGGCGGACGCUGGCAUUCUCUAUCCACGAGUUGGCAGUGAUUCUGGGGGAUCAGCUGACUGCAGCUGACCUGGUGCCCAUAUUUAACUGCUUCCUCAAAGACCUCGAUGAGGUGCGGAUAGGAGUCCUCAAACACCUGUAUGAUUUCUUAAAGCUUCUUCAUGCCGAUAAGCGUCGGGAAUAUCUGUAUCAGCUGCAGGAGUUCAUGGUGACGGACAACAGCAGAAAUUGGAGAUUCCGAUAUGAGCUAGCUGAGCAGCUCAUCCUGAUCAUUGAGUUGUACAGCCACAACGAUGUCUAUGACUACCUCAGACAGAUCGCACUUAACCUUUGCUCUGACAAAGUGUCUGAAGUGCGGUGGAUCUCCUAUAAACUGGUGGUGGAGAUCCUGCAGAAAUUAUAUGCCUGUGAAGCUCAUGAUCUGGGUCUGAAUUUCAUUAAUGAGCUCAUUAUGAGAUUCUGCCACUGUUCCAAAUGGGUCGGACGUCAGGCAUUUGCAUUCAUUUGCCAGGCCAUUGUGGAGGAGGACUGUAUGCCCAUGGACCAGUUUGCACUGCACCUUCUACCCAGUCUGCUCAGCCUCUCAUCAGAUCCUGUACCCAACGUACGUGUGCUGGUGGCCAAGGCGUUACGGCAGAGCGUGUUGGAAAAACCGUACUUCAAGGACCCAGGCAGCGCUUACUCAGAUGAGCUGGAAGAGGCUCUGUCUGAGCUGAGGAUGGACAAGGACAGGGACGUGCAGUUCUUCUCCACAAUGGAUCCCAACAGAAAUGUCAUGGACACAUCAGCGCUAAUUUAGCACCAUGUACUACCCGCACACAUGAACAAGCACCAGCAGGAACAACACUAAACGGAUUCACAGACAAGUGUUUACAAAUAGGAACUACUGACCAAACCUUCAAACACAGUGUAUCCUUGUCCUCUCCUAAUACGCUCCAUAUUUGACAGUGCAUGCAUAUAUUAUGCAUUUAUACACAAAACAGGCCUCAUUUAUAAAACGUUUCUACUGAUAUGUAGCUAAAUCUAAAAUUGGAUCCUUAAAAUAUGCAAAUGUAUGCUUAUUUAUGGCAGUACGACUAAUACAGCCUUGCAAAAUAAUUUUCCACAGUGGUUUUCACCAUUUAGAUGAUAAAAUUGUGAGAUUGUGUUGUCAAGCAAUUAAAAAUGAAUGCAAAACAAUACUUUUUACACAUGAGGACUGCUCACUCAGCCUCUCACUUACACAGCCUCACUUUAACCACCCAAACACACACACUCACACCUUCAAACACAGAACAACCAUCUCACCUCUCUGAAUGGUGCAAGAUUUUAUUUGCACCUUUGCGGCAGCAGAAAGUAUUUGGAGACAAGACGCAUCUCAACAGCGGAUUGUGUCGAUUCUCCUCAUCAGACGGUUCAGAUGCUACCAGCUGCCCCUCCAAAGCUAACUGUACAUUUGUAAGACUUCUUUUUUUUCUCCAUUUAAUUUUCUUGUGGAUUUCUUAAAACAAAAAGGACUACGAAGACAUAAGCAGACUGACACAGUGAAGUGCUACUAACUCAGGGAGACCUGAUAUUCAGAUUUUUUAAAGCUGCAAUGGCGCAAAAUGGUAUCGAGCCGAGCCCAAGUGAUGCUGCAGAACUGUUGCCGCAUUUACCAACCUCCUGUUUACCUGACCCUCAGGAUCCAACCAGAUUGUUGUGGGAAACGGGGUUUAGAAACCGCAAAUGAGCAAAUUUUUGCAGCUCAGGAGCCGAAAACCUCCCUCUAUUUUUGCGCAAUCCUUUUGUAGCUCACAAUUUGCUAUUGUCUUUCAAUACUGACAUUUUAAUGUACAUGUUUUGAGUGUGAUCCAGUCGUACGUAAAGCAACCUCCUCGUCUUCCCUGAUUGGUGGAGAGUGGUUUUAUUUCUCACCGUUUUAUAAAUAAAAGGGGCCAGUAUUUUAGAGAGCUGUCAGGAGUUGCUUUGCAGGCAACCUUUACAGUCACUAGAUGACAUAUAGACACUGGACAACCAAAAUUGUCAGACUUUAAAAAAAAAAAAAAAAAA